Molecule: messenger RNA, 9768 nt
Organism: Labrus mixtus (cuckoo wrasse)
Lineage: Eukaryota; Metazoa; Chordata; Actinopteri; Labriformes; Labridae
Gene: scap
Product: SREBF chaperone
Exons: 23
Coding region: 969-5042 (1357 amino acids)
Biological process (GO): SREBP signaling pathway
Cellular component (GO): endoplasmic reticulum membrane; Golgi membrane
Molecular function (GO): sterol binding; protein binding
Source: RefSeq, a predicted model, not a curated record
UUAAAUCUUCCAACUCUGUCUAAUUUAUUUCUUAGUGUUUUAGAUGAUUUUAUCCAGAAACUUUAGGGCACAGUUUUCAUCUGCAAGCCAUAUAAUCAAGGCACAGUGCGCCACAGUGAUCUCCCUAACUUCAUUUGCGCUCGCAAUGUGACAGAGUGUCAUGCUGUAGCUGUGUUUUUGUUUGCAAGUGAGCGUGCUGGCGUUUCACGUGGGGAGCCCACAUAGACUUUUCUUUGUUGGACUAUUAGUUGCUUAGCAUGCGUAUGUAAAAGCACUGGGACAUUUUCCAUGCUCCUGUCAUAAAGAUUUGUUUGUGGUUUGUUGGGUGUUGAAUAUAUUUUUUACACUCCUCAGCUGAAGUAUUCAGUAAAGCCGACAAACAGUUUUUGGUCGAAACACACAGGUUUGUGCGCCAGAGUUGUUACAACAGAGCUGAGACUCUGAGCCAAAAACAACAGUUUACCUACACUCGGCUGGUGACUGGUCGAAAGUUUUGCAUAAAAUGCGCUGCUUCUGAUUGUCUGGGCAUGCUCCGACAUACAGCACAAACUGCCCACAGGCUGUGAACAGAGGAGGAGGGAGGCAGCAGGGGGUGGCCACAGGCCCUGAGCCCUGCAUGUUGUGUUUCCGAUCGGCUCAAUCCCGGAUUAGUUCACUGACGGAGAUGCUGCUGAGCCUUUUGCCAAAUCAGGUCUCAUUGCUGCACCCACAGAGCAGCACAGCACGCAGCGAGCUGGACUGGCAGCUGAGAGAGAUGGAGGCCGCCGCUGAAAGUUUUCCCUCGUUGGACGGUGAGCAGGACUUGAACUUGUCUGAGAGCAGGAACGGACAGCAGAGAGGCUCCACUUCAAAGCUCCCUUUGACCUUUUUAGAAGCCAUUGUGCUGUGCCAGGAGCUUGCUGUUUUUACUGUAUAGGGUAUUUAUAACAGCAGAUCAAGAGACUCCUGAGGUGGAUUCCUCCCAGGGAAUGUUUCAGUCGCUCCCGGGGGGACGAGCCGAGCAGACGCACACUCUGCCCGAGUCGAGAGGGGAGCUAAAUGUUAACCACAAGGCAACGCUUCAGCUAAAAAAAAACACUGCUGCUUUCAAGGGACACAAACGACCCCGAGGCAGAGAGAUAACCUGGACUCUCAAUAACAGGUCCUUGGAUGCUCCACGGCGCCCCGUACUCGGCCGGGCAGUGCUUCCAAAUGGCCGGGAGUUGACCCCGCCCGCCAGGAUGACGCUGCGCAAGCAGCUGAGAGAGAAGAUCUCUGCGGCCUUCUACCGCCACGGGCUGCUGUGUGCCUCCUACCCAGUACCCAUCAUCCUCUUCACCUCUGCCAGCAUCCUCACCUGCUGCUAUCCGUUAUUGAGGCUUCCCCUGCCUGGGACGGGUCCUGUGGAGUUCACCACAGGGGUGCGAGACUACAGCGUCCCUUCCCAUGAGCCCCAGGGAGACCUCGGAGAACGGCCCGACUGGUACCGGGGUCCUCCAGUCGCCUACAUCCAGCAGGUGUUGGUGAAGGCGGCGGUGUCUCCGUGGGACAGCAGCCUGGUGCCGGUGGACGUGUUUCGGUCGCCACUUGGUCGAGUCUUUAGCUUGCUGGAGGAGAUCCGCAACCAUGUCCACUCCGACAGCUCUGGAAUCCGCAGUCUGGAGUCUCUGUGUCUCCAGGUGACGGACCUGUUCCCGGGGUUAAGGCGGAUGCAGUCUGUGCUGCCGGAGCACGGCUGCCUGCUCGUUUCCCCCGGCAACUACUGGCAGAACCAGCGGGAGCUGUUCGACUCGGACGCCGACCUCCUCAAGACCAUCCAGAAACAUGAACCGAAAGGCCUGCACACCUCGGCCACGCUAAGAGACCUGCUGUUUGGCGUCCCGGGGAAGUACACCGGGGUCAGUCACUACAACAGGAAGAGAGUGGUGACAUACACAAUCACCGUGGUGCUGUCCAGCUACGACGCAAGGUUUCUGGGCAGCCUGCGGGCCCGCCUGAAGCAGCUCCACCCGUCAGCCAACUGCAGCCUGAGAGAAGACCACAUGGUCCACGUCCACUUCAAAGAGGAGAUCGGCAUCGCUGAGCUCAUCCCCCUCGUCACCACAUACAUCAUCCUCUUUGCCUACAUCUACUUCUCCACCCGUAAGAUCGACAUGGUGAAGUCAAAGUGGGGUCUGGCUCUGGCUGCCGUGGUCACAGUCCUCAGCUCUCUGCUCAUGUCUGUGGGACUGUGUACUCUGUUUGGACUGACGCCCACGCUCAAUGGAGGGGAGAUUUUUCCUUACCUGGUGGUGGUGAUCGGUCUGGAGAACGUCCUGGUCCUCACCAAGUCCGUGGUGUCCACCCCUGUUGACCUUGAGGUCAAACUGCGCAUCGCUCAAGGCCUGAGUAAUGAGAGCUGGUCUAUCAUGAAGAACAUGGCCACUGAGCUGUGCAUCAUCCUCAUCGGAUAUUUCACGCUGGUGCCGGCUAUCCAGGAGUUCUGUCUGUUUGCUGUGGUGGGGUUGGUCUCUGACUUCUUCCUGCAGAUGUUCUUCUUCACCACAGUGCUAUCUAUAGACAUCAGACGCAUGGAGCUGGCUGACUUGAACCGCCGCCUGCCGGCAGAGGCAGGACUGCCGCCGCCCAAGCCCGGCCCGCUGCGUCCACGUGAGGUGCCCCCUCCACCUCGACCCUCCCCCCACACCAUCACCCUGCAGACCCCGGCUUUCAGGAACCUGCGGCUCCCCAAGAGGCUGCGUGUGGUGUACUUCCUGGCACGCACACGCCUGGCUCAGCGCAUCAUCAUGGUUGGCACGGUGAUCUGGAUCGGCAUCCUCGUCUACACCGACCCCGCUGGAAUACGCACCUACCUGGCUGCUCAGGUGUCCGAGCAAAGCCCUCUGGGAGAUCCCGGGGGAGCCGGUCUGCCCCCUCACCUGGGUGUGGCCCCCGUCUUUCGUGGAGGAGACCCUACCAGCACCCUCAGCAUCCACCCCGCACCCGAUCCAACUCCCUUACCUGAGAACCAAUCACAGGGCCACCAUGGCCCAGCCAGGGCAGGGCUCCUCCCCCAGGCCCCGCCUGCCGUGCCCCAGAUCACCUGGGGAGCAGAGGACGAGGAGGGCUGGAGGAGGCUCUCCUUCAGGCAUUGGCCGUCUCUCUUCAGCUACUACAACAUCACUUUAGCAAAGAGGUACAUCAGCAUCCUGCCUGUCAUUCCCGUCACCGUACACCUGAGCCCCCAGGAGGCCAUCGAGACACGACACCCUCAGGACACGCGACACCCUCCUCCACCUAUUCCCAAAGUGUCUGCAGAUCUACAGACGGACCUCACCCUCUACAAGGUGGCGGCUCUGGGUCUGGCGGCGGGCGUCCUGCUGGUUCUGCUGCUCUUCUGUCUCUAUCGGGUUCUGUGCCCACGAAACUACGGCCAGAACGGCGUUUCUCAUGGUCGCCGACGCCGAGGCGACCUGCCCUGCGACGAUUACGGCUACUCCCCACCCGUCAGCGAGAUCUCCCCUCUGCUGCUGAGGGGCCACAGCAUGGAUAUCGAGUGUUUGGCCAGUGACAGGAUGCUGCUGGCCAGCUGUUGUCUGGCCGGACAGAUUCGGGUUUGGGAUGCUCAGACCGGAGACUGUUUGACCGUCAUCCCGAAGCCGGGGCUGAGGCGGAGCAGCAGCAGCAGUGGCUGCUGGGAGCAGCGUGACGGCUGGGACGGUGUGGGCGGAGCCACAGAGCCGGAGUGUUUGUGCUCUGAAGCUCACGGCUCCUACGUCGGCAUUGACGGCCUGUCGGAGGAGGAGGAGGGCUACCCACUGAGACGCCGAACUGCGCCCAUCAGACCCACUCUGUUCAACGACCAGCCCGACCUCACCCCGCUCAUCGACACCAACUUCACCUCCCAGCCCCCCUCCCACCUCCUCUCCACCCCACCCAGGGCGGGCUUCGACUUUGGCGGUCUGGUGGAGCGGGCCUACAUGGAGCACGAGCCCCCCUCGCCCUCAGCCUACCCGUCUCCUUCCUCCGCCUCCUCCUCCCCGCCCACAGGGGCUCAGCUGCAGAGGAGGCCCAGCUUAGGGGACAUCGCGGUGGCCUUACCCCCAGAGAGAGCCCCCUCCUCAGGACCGCAGGCAGACUGGGAGAGCUCCGUGUGGGCCAUGGAGCUGAGAGGAAACCUGAUCGCUGCUGGGAGGAGCAGCGGGAAACUCGAGUUGUGGGACGCCGUCGAAGGAUCGUUACGCUGCAGUAAUGAAGACGGAGUGUCUGGGAUCACGGCCCUGGCCUUCCUCAACAACAGAAUCGUAGCGGCCCGCUUGAACGGCACUCUGGAUUUCUUCACCGUGGAGAUAAACAAACCUCUGUGUCUGCUGCAGUACAGAGGUGCUCCUCUGCGAGGCAGCGUGCCUCCCUCUCCCUGUUACAGCAGCGAGGACGUGAUCAGCUGCCAGCUCACGCGCUCCGUUCAGUGCGCCCACCACAAGCCGAUCACGGUGCUGCGAGCGGCCGCCGGGAGGGUCGUCACCGGCAGCCAGGACCACACCGUCCGGAUUUAUCGUCUGGAGGACUCGUGUUGUCUCUUCACCCUGCAGGGUCACUCUGGAGGGAUCACAGCCAUAUACAUCGACCAGACAAUGGUUCUGGCGAGUGGAGGGCAGGACGGCGCCAUCUGCCUGUGGGAUGUCCUCACAGGGAGCCGUGUCAGCCAUGUUUACGGUCACCGCGGCGACGUCACCUCACUGGUCUGCACCACCUCCUGCGUCAUCAGCUCAGGACUGGACGACCUCAUCUGUAUCUGGGACCGCAGCACGGGGAUCAAACUCUACUCCAUACAGCAGGAAGCGGGCUGCGGCGCCAGUCUGGGCGUGAUCUCCGAGUCUCUCCUGGUGACGGGGGGUCAGGGCUGCGUCUCCUUCUGGGACCUGAACUUCGGCGAUCUGCUGCAGACGGUCUACCUGGGUCAGAGCAGCGACGGGCAGGGCGUCCGGCAGCUCCUCGUGCUCGACAACGCCGCCAUCGUCUGCGACUUCGGCAGCGAGCUCAGCCUGGUGUACGUGCCGUCAGUGCUGGAGAAACUAGACUGAGGCGGGCGCCGCUGGAGCGCUCUGAACAUCCUCUUUCCUCUUUGGACUUGAUUUUGUUUUCUGGCAUUCAACGGAAACACAAGCGUCUUUCAAGGUGUUUGGAGUACGAGCGUGGACGCACGUCGCAGAAGACGAGCCGAGGACUACCUGCUACAUUUAUCGGAUGAAGAUGGCCGCCGCAAAUGACAAUUAAGAGGGUCAUUUAUUCCAAGAUAAUCUGGAUGUUUCUCGCUGACAGAGGAUCCAGCAGUCACCAGUUUGUGCUUUUUGCUUGUGUGUGUGCGUUCUGUCUCGUGGCGCUGCCCUCUAUGCUGCUGACACGGGCGGGGCAUCACUGUGACCCCCGCCCGCCCCUGAGAGGAAGAUAAAAAUGUCUCUUUUUAAAAAAAAAAAAUUUAUAUUCCUGCUGCCUCUUACGCUCGAUGGUGUGUCGGGACUAGCUGCGCAGUUUUGUGUGUGAAUGAAUCGAGGCGCUCUUUUUUUUUUUAAAUGGCGAAACCCUGCUGAGAACAAAACAACCUGCGUGGUUACAUGUGAAGCGUGUGAGUGUGAGACCAGAUGAUUACUGUACGAUGUAAACCUCCGGAGGGGGCUGUGUUUUUUUUUAUAUGUAUAAAUCUAUUAUUUAUUAGCGAUACAUUUUUUGGAAUAACGGUUUGUUUAUGAAUUUCUAAUCCCGCCUCUUACAUACGGCAUGAUGAGUUCAUUGGACGGUGGUGAUGACAGGUCGGGGUUAUAAAACGACCUUUUUUGUUUUACUGAACUGGAAACGUUGAAGUGUUUGUUGUUGUGGAGUCGGGGGCCCUCAGGCCUCUGGUUCUGGGGUUACUGAUGCUGUACGAGGGGCCCCUGCAGCCCCCCCCCCCUUAUGAUCCACCAUCAUCCUGAUGUCAUGUUUACAAUGACUGCUUUUUGUUUUCACAUAUCGUGCCCUUUAGAGAUUCUUUUGUUGAAAUCACUGUUUACUGAAGAUGUCUCGGCUUCACACUGUUUUCAUCGUUUAGGCCACAAAGAAAACCCGCUACGAUCACGCAGUGGCGCUCGCAGUUCACCUCUGCUCAGCGGCGUGCUGUCGGUGUACACUUCAGGGAAGUUGGUCUGAAAACCUGCAGAACUUUUCCUGCAGCCAGUCGUUUAAAAAAAAAAAAAAAAAAAAGAGAGACAGGGAACGCAAGAAAAGCAUCACCUACGUUUAGAUCUCUGCUCGUACACGCUAAGAACACGCACAUGGAUCACGCUCAUGCACUGUGUCACAUGCACUGAGAGACGUUGACGUGCUUUUUCACUCGAGUCCAACACAAACUGCUGUAAGACAUUCAAUCUACAAUCAAUUCCAGAUAAAUAGGACUUACUCAGUCGAUGCAGUCGCCGUGGCAACGGUCCAGGAAUGCCCAGAGGUUCAUGAUCUGUGCUCGCUGAUUUGUGGUUUGUGGGGACGGUUUCAUAAACUGUGGGAACAGAUCUGUAAAAAAACACAAUGUCUGUAGAAUGGAUCGUUUCUACGUCUACAGCAUCCUCAACGCAAGUCCAAUCGAUCCGACACUAAGGUUAGAUUUAAUGCGAUCCAAGUCCAAAGCAAUCAUGCAAUAGAGCAUUAAGUCCAGCCUUUAAAUCCAGAUCAUGUUGUCUUAUUGGGCGGAUACGGAUUGCCGUGGAAAUGGACCAUCCUUUUUUUUUAUCUCAGAAGAAGUGAAGAACUUACAUAUCAGCGGGCACAGAUGAUGAACUCAGGGCGACGGUUUUUAAACUGAGGGUUCAGAUUAAAGAUACAGAAGGCUCCGUUUUGUUUUCUCAGACACGUUUAGCAGAAUCCUCGCUGACUGACGGGUUCUUCACAGCUGGUUAAAUUACCGUAAAACUUCAAAUAGAAGCCCAUCUUAAUUUAAGGCCCAGCCAUUUUAACUAGCCUGGUGCUGCUGCACGUUUUGACAAAUAAAGGCAGCGCUCUAUUCAAGGCUCCUGUUUAUGCAUUCAGUGUUGAUUAGAUUUUGCAUCUUAAAUAUAUAAACAAGACGUCUCGCUCUCCCUCACAGAGCAGCCGGUUGGUAUGGAUGAGCUGUCUUAGGCUUCGUGUCCACCUGCCGUUUUUUCCAGGCAGAAAAGCGAAAGCGCUAGCACAAAGCAUUUGUGCACUGAGAAAAAAGUGCUGCACAUAUGUCCUCCAUAGAGACUGGACAGACGUGCAGCACUUUAUUUCUCAGCACACAAACACUUCCUGUAAGUGCUCUGCCAGCGCUUUUCUGCCCAGAAAAACGCCAGCUAGACUCGGGGCCUUAAAUCCAAAUAAAGCAAGGGUAAAUAAUUUUAUGCACUGAAGUCAAAGCUCGGGCUACUAAUAGAAGUUUUACGGUAAUCAGAAAGUGUAGCUAAUCUCACCCACUCAGUCAGUUUAUUAACCAGUUAGAGAUAAAGUAAAAAUGAUUAAUUACAGUAAAUUAACGUAAAAAAUAGAAGAAAUGCCUGAACGUCGGCCCUUCACUUCAUACACCAGCUGGAAGAAUGAAGUCCUGCAGGUUUAAGACUCACACCAACAUCAUGCAGAAUGUAUUUCCUCCAGCGUCUACUGAAGCUUUCACCUGAAUGUAGUCCCCAAAGGUGUGACCAACAAAUCUGUAAAAAAAAAAAAAAAAAUACAACAACAGUAUCGCAUGGCAACACUAAUUCAAUGCACUACUAACCCUCUCUGACGCACAGCUCGUGCACGUGAGGCACUUUUUUUUUUCUUUUUUUUUUUUACAAACAUCUGCUCGCUCACAGGACAUUAUGGACGUGAUGUCUGCAGACUUGCAAACUAAUUUCACCCCUGCAGGCGGCGCUAGUAAACAUGCACACUGCAGACUUGUCGAGGUCGAAGGUCACCCAGUCUGGUUCAACGGGAGGCAGAGACAAACAAGUUCCUGAUGUGCACAAAACAAGCAGCUGAAGAUAAGAUGUAACCUGAAGAGACGCGUAAAGAAACACUGUCGAUGCAUCCCAUAGGAACCAGACUGGUGGUCGCCUUGGCAACGUAACCUGUUAAUUUAUUAGCUUUGUGUUUUUUUGUUGUUAACGGUAGUUUAACGUUUUAGAAAUGGGGAAAUGUGUAGUUUUUAGAUUGUUUUUUUUACUUCUGUUUUCUAGAAAAGGUGGACAUUUUGGGAAAUAUGGUUAAAGCGUUUUAAACUUAAUGGUGGAGAGUUCUAAUGAGAGGAUUGAUGUCACUCUGUUUGGUUUGAGACAAGCUAACGGGGGUGACGAGCUAACGAGAGAGAGUAGCUACCCUGGCUUUGUACAACGGUGGCAAAAAAACGACCACCAGCAGCUGUUAAGGUCAUGAGUGAUGACGACAAUCUGCUCAAAUGUAACAAACAAGACGAUCCAGAAAGGUUGUUGAAAUGUUUGAGUUUUCCACCUCGUGUUUUAAAUCGAUCGAUCAACCUCAGGUUACUUCAGCAUCAACAGACUCGUAAAGUAGACGACCGAAGCUUUAGAGAAAAUGCCGGCCUUCAGUCAUAUUUUUAUCCCAAGCUGCUGCAGAAGAAAGAGAGAUUGCUUUAUCUAAAAUUGUAGAAAUAAGUCUGCAACUGAUUUGUGUAACUUGGACAGUGCGCAGGAGUUUGUCUAAAACCAAUACAAACUAAUGAAAAAUCAAAAACGAACCUUAUAAUCUUGGUCGGUGGCGACAGCCCCAUCUAGUGGCGACUGGCUGCGUUGCAGUGUGAGGGCAACAUUUGAGCGGCAUCGAGGGGCCAAAGUCGUUUAAACAGAGCAGUAAUUCUGGUGCCGAUUAGCGAGGGUGAUGACCUUUAACCAUUUACUCGACUUUAACGCGCACAUCUCCAGAGACAACCCGACAAUACAGAACAUUUAAUUGAAUCAAAUUUGAGAAAAACUGGAACAUCUCAGUAGAAUCCAAAGAAAGUCCUGAAGCAAAUGGUUCACGUAAGGGGUCGACACACUUUCAUUUGCUCCAGAACUUUCUUUGGACUGUGAAUUAAAGUUUGAACGUGUAAGGUCCUUCUCUCAUGGCGGAGCAGCUGACGCACAAGAGGAGUUCUGGGUUAUUAUGUGCUGGUUUUACAAAGACAGGUUAGCUCCACUUCCUUGCGUUCCGUGUUUGUGCUAAGCUAAGCUAACCACAUGCUAACUUAUAUUUAACAGACAGGAGAGUGAUGUCGAUAUCAUGAGGGGUCGCCGUCAUGAAGAGGGAAAAACGUCUAACUGUUCGUCUUAGGAGAGAAACAUUUCAAAAUGGAGUCUUAGCGUGUUUGAAUGUUUUGGUUCAUUUCUUGGCCUUGUACAAAAUCUCAUAUCACAUCGUUCUGUCACUCUAUGAAUCCUCUCUGAAGCUUUAAACACACCGUCAGGAUCCUGCUCCUUCCACUCACACAGCCAUCAGCGCAUCGUCUCGGCAGUUUGUGGAUGCAGCUACGGAUACUUUUAUCCUUCUUAGUCGUUAAAGACGCUAACAUUUCAACAACAAAGGCCGGACUCUUGACAUGAAACUCCAAGCGGUCCAGUACUGAUUGUCUCGCAAGCUGCCUGAAGAUUUCUCCCACUUUAAAUCAGCCAUCAAGAUAAUGAGCUGUAAUAGUCAAUCCCAGAGUUAGCUCCUCCCCCCUCUCUCUUUCCUCCUCUCAUUGGCUGCCUACAAUCUACGCAGGCUGUAGUAACGGAGGUAACUUAUUCACUGUUUUGUAACACAGACUUUUUACUAAUUUUCAAAUAAAGAGGCUUUGAUACCACA